This is a messenger RNA of Olea europaea var. sylvestris, 768 nucleotides long. RefSeq lists its product as uncharacterized. NCBI's taxonomy places the organism in Eukaryota, Viridiplantae, Streptophyta, Magnoliopsida, Lamiales, Oleaceae. The coding region runs from base 1 to 768 and encodes 255 amino acids. The transcript has a single exon. The record is from RefSeq and is a predicted model, not a curated record.
AUGGAACUACAGGGGGCAAGCAAUGCAAUCAUGUGCCGAGCAUUCCUCUUGACUCUAGGAGACAAUGCUCAAAUACGAUUUAGGAGACUACACGAGAGAUUGGUAAAGAAUUGGAAUGAUCUAGCCAUGGCGUUCUUGGCCCAGUUCAUGGGCUCUAAGGCCAGAACCACGCCAAAGGAGCGACUAGUGAGCAUCAAACAAGGAAGAAGUGAAUCCCUCAAAAGCCAUCUGAGCAGGUUUAAUAAACAAUCCAUGGAAGUGGAAAAAAUAUCUGACGAUGCGGUACUCAUGGCCGUACUAGCAGGAUUGAGGCCCAAAAUAAGAAUUUGGUGUUCAGUACACGAGGACAGUCCAAGGACUUAUCAUGAGUUCCUUAACCAAGCUGAAAAAUACAUAAGUGCUGAAGAAGCAACCUCUGACCAAGAGGAAGAGAUCUCCAAACUCGACCUCAGCAACACAAUAAAGGAGAAAAAACCAAAUCGCAGCCCCCAGCCCAAAAGAAAGAAGAACAGGAGAGAAAGAAAAUGUCCUAGGGCUCAGCCAUACAAAUUUCGAGAAUACCACCCACUCAAAGCCUCCUUGGAAGAGGUAUUCACGCAAGCUAAUGCGAAAGAGGCAUUUCACAAACCUAUGAUCCUAAAGGACGGACAGGCAAGACAACAUCAGGGACGAUACUGCCUAUAUCACAGGAUGGUGGGCCAUGACACUGAUAACUGUCGGGACUUAAAAGAGGAAGUUGAGUCCCUAAUUCGAAGAGGUCGAUUAUAA